AUGAGGUUCAUAUGGAUUCUUGUCGCUCUGUGCCUGGUGCAUUGCUGUGGGGGCCAGGAGCAUGGGUUUAUGCUUCUAGCAGGCCCAUUAACCAACCGAUUUAUUAAAGACCUGAGUUUGAAUCACUUUGACAGCCAAACUACACCUUUAGAACCUUCAGCAGAAGAAGAUGUGUUUAACUGCAGAAGUCCACUGCCACAACAAUCCAGAGAAUACUUCCUGUACCUUCAGAAGAGAGGGGUGAACCACUUUAAAGUUCCCCUGUCCUGGUUUCACAUCCUUCCCAAUGGUGACCCCAACCAGCUGCAUGAAGACACUGUGACAUGCUACAAGACACUCGUGAACCAGAUGAUUGAAGCAGGCAUCAAACCUCUGCUGGUGCUCCACCGCUCUGCAGUACCAGAACCCUUCAGAACCAGAUAUGGAGGCUGGGAGAAUCCGUUACUGGUGAAGAUGUUUCAGCAAUAUGCAGGAUUUGUGUUCACUACAUUUGGGGACCUGGCAGAUACAUUUGUCACGUUCAGUCACCUACAUGAACUUCAUGAUGAAGUGCAACUUCAAAAUGCUCUCCAGUCCCAUGCAAAUGUCUACAAAAUCUACCAUGACAUGUUUCCUGGCAAAGUGUGGGAGAUAUUUGGUUCUCAAUCAGUUGCUGAUCGUGAUCAGUUCCAGAAUGGCUCCUUCCCAAACAAUUUUCAGUGGUCUGUCUCCAGUGAGAGCUUUAAAGUGGAGGGUGGUUGGUCUGAACAUGGGAAGGGUGAAACCAUAUGGGACCGUUUUAGCCAUGAGGGUAAUGUCUUUGACAACCAGACCACUGAUUUGGCCUGUGACAGUUAUCACAAGAUGGACUAUGAUGUGUAUAUGCUCAGGGGCAUGUUGUCCCCUAAUUAUCAAUUCUCAAUUUCCUGGGCUCGUAUUUUCCCCACUGGACACAAAGAAAGUUUGGUUGAAGGGGCUGCUUAUUAUGACAAGUUGAUCAACACACUCCUACAAUCAGGCGUUGAACCCAGUGUUACCCUUUAUCACUGGGACCUCCCCCAAGCACUGCAGGACCAAGGUGGCUGGACUAAUGACUUUAUUGUGGAAGCAUUCAAAGAAUUUGCAGAUUUCUGCUUCUCUCGAUAUGGAGACAGAGUCAAAACAUGGAACACAUUUGGCAGCCCUUGGGUAGUGAGCAACUUGGGGUACGGAACAGGCCAACAUCCCCCAAGCAUCAAGGACCCAAUAGUGGCUUCUUACCAGGUGACACAUAAUAUUCUGAAAUCUCAUGCUGAAGCCUGGCAUAUUUAUAAUGAUAAAUACAGAAAUGUGCAGGGUGGAAAAGUAGGCAUUGCACUCAACUCUGAUUGGGCAGAGCCAAAGAAUCCUGCAAGUGUCCAGGAUAUAGAAGCAGCUGAGCACUAUUUAAACUUCAUGCUAGGCUGGUUUGCUCACCCCAUAUUUGUAAAUGGAGACUAUCCAACAGUUCUUAAGGAUCAAAUUGAGAAAAAGAAAGCCCUCUGUGGUAAAGAGCUGGCAAGACUCCCUGUCUUUACUGAGGCAGAGAAACAGAGAAUCCAAGGCACAGCUGAUUUCUUUGGACUUAACCACUACACUUCCAGAUUGAUUAGUGAGAGUCUGAAUAGUUGUGAUCCUGGACCAAAUAAUGUUGGGGACUUUAAGGCUCAUAUUGACCCCACCUGGCCCACCACAGCUUCCGACCAGAUCCAUUCUGUUCCUUGGGGACUUCGUCGUUUAUUGAACUACAUCUCUAUAGAGUACACGUCCAUUUUAAAGGUGCCCAUUUACAUCACAGGAAAUGGAAUGCCCACUGAGUACAGUGGUGAUGUGCUCAAUGACACUGAACGUGUUGACUUCCUCAAAGCCUACAUUAAUGAGGCAAUGAAAGCUGUGCUUUUGGAUAAUGUUGUGGUCCAAAGAUUUACUGUACAGUCUCUAAUGGAUGGAUUUGAGGGUCCACAAGGUUACAGUCAUCGAUUUGGAUUGCACUAUGUGAACUUUGAAGAAUCCAACAGGCCAAGAACGCCCAAAAUAUCAGCAUAUUACUAUUCAAAAGUGAUUGAGAGAAAUGGCUUUCCUGAGAGUGCAGCAAACCCUAAUAUGCAAAUUUAUGGAAAUAGAAUUGAUAGCACUAGGCUUCCUAGCCAACCACCAUCUGAUGUUCCUUCAAAAUCCAAGGUUGUAUGGGAAAAGUUCUCCUCUCAGACAAAUUUUCAGAAACAACUUUAUCAUUAUGGAACAUUUCCAGAGGGUUUCCAUUGGGGUGUCUCUUCCUCAGCAUAUCAGGUUGAAGGUGGGUGGAAUGCAGAUGGAAAGGGACCAAGUGUUUGGGACACUUUCACUCAAAAACCCGGUAAUAUCCCAAACAAUGGCAAUGGUGAUGUGGCAUGUGACAGCUACUAUAAAAUAGAUGAAGAUCUAUACAUGUUGAGAGCUCUAAACGUGAAGACAUAUAAAUUCUCUUUGUCAUGGUCUCGAAUAUUUCCCAAUGGUUAUAUAUCUUCAAUUAACCAGAAGGGGGUUGAGUACUACAACAGGCUCAUAGAUGGUCUCAUAGAAAAUAAUAUCACACCCAUGGUGACUCUCUACCAUUGGGACCUUCCACAAGCUUUGCAGAACAUCAACGGCUGGGAAAACCCUGAGAUGAUUGACAUUUUCAAUGAAUAUUGUGACUUCUGCUAUGCAACAUUUGGAGACAGGGUGAAGUUUUGGAUAACGAUUAAUGAACCUCAUACAAUUGCAUGGUCGGGAUAUGGGCUGGGCCGAAUUCCACCUAAUGUAAUGCAACCUGGAUAUGCUCCAUACAGGGUUGCACACAACCUGCUGAAAGCUCAUGCAAAAGCAUAUCACACAUAUGAUGAGAAAUACAGGUUGACCCAGGGUGGAAUAAUAUCCAUUAGUCUGAAUGCUGAAUGGGCAGAACCCCUAGAUGUGAACAUCCCUCGAGAGGUGGUGGCUGCUGAUCGAGCCCUCCAGUUCCAGCUUGGCUGGUUUGCACAUCCCAUCUUUAAAAAUGGCGACUACCCCGAUGCCAUGAAAUGGCAGGUUGGCAACAAGAGUGAACUUCAAGGCUUGACAGAAUCCCGAUUGCCUUCUUUAACUGAUGAAGACAAAGCCUAUAUCCAGGGCACAGCUGAUGUAUUCUGCAUUAACACAUACACUACCAAAGUUGUACAUCAUGUGACGAGGAGCCUUUCUCCUGAGUCUUAUGAGACUGAUCAGGACAUUGGGAAGGAAGAGGCUAGUGGAUCUCAAAACACAGCCAUUGAGGACCAGAAAGCUUUUCCUUGGGGUCUGAGAAGGAUUCUCAAUUGGAUAAAAGAGGAAUAUGGAGACCCAGAUGUUUUUUUAACAGAAAAUGGAGCAGCCACAUAUGAUCAGCCAGUGAUUGACGACACAGACAGGAUUUUCUUCCACAAGACCUAUAUUGUAGAGGCCUUGAAAGCACAAAACCUGGAUGGAGUGAAGUUAAAGGGAUACAUUGCUUCUUCACUGAUGGAUUCAUUUGAGUGGUUGAAUGGUUACGAACUUAGCUUUGGCCUUCAUCACGUGGACUUUAGCCAGUCCAGCCGCCCAAGAACACCAAAACGCUCUGCUCACUACUACUACAACGUUAUUAGAGACAAUGGAUUUCCCCUGACAGAUCUGGAGAAAACUAUGUAUGGUAACUUCCGUGAAGACUUUGUUUGGAGUGUCUCAACAGCUUCUUUUCAGAUUGAAGGAGGCUGGAGAGCAGAUGGGAAAGGUUUGAGUAUCUGGGACAAGUUUGCACAUACACCGGAUAAAGUGAAAAAUGACGACAACGGUGACAUUGCUUGCGACAGCUACAAUAGGAUUGAUGAUGAUGUGGACAUGCUCAAGCAAUUAAAGGUCACUCACUAUCGCCUCUCCAUAUCAUGGCCAAGAGUUUUACCUGAUGGAACCACAAAGACCAUAAAUGAACCAGGACUGAAUUACUAUCACAGGCUGAUAGAUGCGCUUUUGGCAGCAAACAUUCAACCACAGGUGACCCUGUAUCACUGGGAUCUUCCUCAGGCACUUCAAGACGACUUUGGUGGCUGGGAAAAUGAUACUAUCAUCCAGAUGUUUAAAGAAUAUGCUGAUGUUAUGUUCAGUAACCUUGGACACAAAGUAAAGUUUUGGAUUACUUUUAAUGAGCCUUCUAUCGUGGCCAACUUGGGAUAUGGCUAUGGUAAUUUUGCACCAGGUAUCAGUGGAAAACCAGGUACAUUACCAUACAUUGUAGCUCAUAACAUAAUAAAGGCCCACGCUGAAGCCUGGCACCUAUACAAUGACAAGUACCGUGCAACACAAGGUGGAACCAUUGGUAUCACAUUAAAUUCUGACUGGUCAGAUCCCAGAAACCCUUAUAAACAAGAAGACAUGGAUGCAUCAAGACGCUACCUAGCGUUCUUCUUGGGGUGGUUUGCUAACCCCAUAUUUAAGGGAGAUUACAAUGAUAUAAUGAAAACUGAAAUUCGAGAAAGGAGUUUGGCCCAAGGAUUUUCUAAAUCUCGACUUCCUGAAUUCACCCCAGAUGAGGUGAAAAGAAUCAAUGGCACCUAUGACUUUUUUGGACUGAAUCAGUAUACAGCAGUCCUGGCUUUUAAGAUAGACUACAAUACCGAUGAUGUGAGUUAUGAUGCAGACAGGGGCGUUGGGCUUGUAUCUGACAGGUUAUGGAUGGAGUCUGGCUCAAGUUGGCUCAGAAUAACUCCAUCAGGAUUCAGAAAUAUCCUUAACUUUAUCAAGGAGGAAUAUGGGAAUCCUCCGAUAUAUGUUACGGAAAAUGGUGUCUCAGAGAGAGGCCCGAUUGACUUGAAUGACGAACAUAGAGUCUUUUAUUUUGAAAACUACAUCAACCAGGCCUUGAAAGCAUAUUUGGUGGAUGGUGUUGACCUCCGUGGAUACACAGCAUGGAGUCUUAUGGACAACUUUGAAUGGGCCUCUGGUUAUGAUGAGAGAUUUGGACUUUUCUUUGUGAAUCGAUCAGAUCCUUCUCUUCCACGAACACCCAAGGCAUCUGUCAAGAGCUACGCCACAAUUGUCAGCUGUAAUGGCUUUCCAAACCCUGAAGAUGGCCCUCACAGUUGUCUGAAUUCUUAG
This is a messenger RNA of Xyrauchen texanus (razorback sucker), 5106 nucleotides long. Its product is annotated as lactase/phlorizin hydrolase-like. The record is from RefSeq and is a predicted model, not a curated record. Gene Ontology annotation, molecular function: beta-glucosidase activity. Lineage: Eukaryota; Metazoa; Chordata; Actinopteri; Cypriniformes; Catostomidae. Gene Ontology annotation, biological process: carbohydrate metabolic process.